This is a messenger RNA of Talaromyces amestolkiae, 2682 nucleotides long. RefSeq lists its product as uncharacterized. Gene Ontology annotation, cellular component: Golgi trans cisterna; membrane; Golgi medial cisterna. The record is from RefSeq and is a predicted model, not a curated record. NCBI's taxonomy places the organism in Eukaryota, Fungi, Ascomycota, Eurotiomycetes, Eurotiales, Trichocomaceae. The transcript has 8 exons. The coding region runs from base 1 to 2682 and encodes 893 amino acids.
AUGGGAGCCUCGGAGUCCAAACUUGUCUUCAAGCAGGGCAUCUUCCGCUUGUAUGAAGACCAAAACAUUCCCGCGGACGACCCUUUCUGGAUAAAGUUCUGGGAGUUACCUGAAUCUACUGAAGAUGUCUUUAGUCUAUUCACUCCGACAGACAUACGCCGUGCCCGCGAUUCAUCCUUACCCAACCUCGAAACGCUCCUGCUCGCUAUCUGCUCACGUUUGAUCGUCCUAAAGAAUCAUCCUUCAUUCCCUGAUCCAGAAUUCGCUCCAGACACUCAUGCUUUAAACUGCAUUCGCAUCCUGACGAGAGUCCUUCCGUUCAUAUAUGAAGCAGAUCAUCUAGAGGCAUGGGAGGAACAAUUCUUCUGGGCACCUCGCAAAAAGAGAACUCGUCGGGCACAAGUCGCCGCCGAAGUACUGUUCGACGAAGGCCAGCCUGAGACUAACGAUACACAACCCCAACCCAAAGCCGACGACCGCGAAGAUGCCAAACCCUUAGCGGAGGAGCUGAUCGAUACGCUUACAGAUCUUCUUUUCUAUACGGGCUUUACCAUCCCAAAACUUUCCACAUCGGAAGGAAAAGUGUCGUAUGCGAUAUGGCAAAGUGGAGUUGGAUGCAAUACGGCAAUGAUCUCGACCAAGGAACAUGAGAAUAAUCGCAUGGAGAUAUUGAGGCUUUUGCUCACGUUGACUGGCAAAUCUAUGUACAUGUCUCCUACCCUCCUUCCGGUCAAAGGUGUCAAGGCCAUAACAUACCUUGCCACAUGCUCCGAUAAGCAGAUCGUUCUGACCCUCCUCUGUUCAUUACUGAAUACAACUAUGAAAUAUAAUCCGGCUAUUUGGAGAGUUCCUUAUGACCAUGUCGUCUGGAAAGAUCCAAAGCAAAUACUGGUCAUUUACUGUUUACAGCUACUACUAGUAAUCCUUCUAUAUCCUAUUCCAGAAGAUGGACGUGGUGCACCUCCGAAGAACUAUUAUCGUCACUACUUUGGACGACUACAUCGACCACAAGAUUUUCAAUUCCUCGUUGAGGGCAUGACCAGAAUUCUUAACCAGCCAAUGCAAGUAACGAGUUCAUACCUCCCCGGUAGUCAAAAAUCCGUCAAAUGGGCCCCUGAGAUGCUUAUGUUGUUCUGGGAAGCCCUGCAGUGCAACAAGCGAUUCAGAGCUUUCAUCAUUGAAUCGAACAGGUCCCACGACUUUGUCAUUCUUUGCCUUUUUUAUGCAACUGAGUACCGGAAUGACCCAUCAAAACAAGGAAUGGUCAAGAUGUGUAUUUUCAUUCUCCAGACUCUCAGCGUCGAAGAGAGCUUCGGAAAACGUUUGAAUAUGAAAUUUGAAGCUCAAGAUACCCUGCCGACAAGUAUCCGUAUCGCCGGGUUCCGCGGCACUUAUGCUGAUUAUCUCAUCAUUUCGAUACAUACUUUGAUGACCAGCAGUAAAGGAAAGCUAGAUGCAGUAUAUCCCGCACUUAUGGCUAUUCUUAAGAAUAUCGGAGCGUACGUGGAACGUCUGUCAUCAACCGCCUGCUCGAAGAUUUUACAGCUCUUUGCAUCCAUGUCAUCCCCCAGUUUUCUGCUCGCAAACGAGUCGAAUAACUACCUCCUUUCGGCUUUGCUUGAGUUUAUCAAUGUGGUUUUGGAGCAUCAGUUCACAAGAAAUCCCUUUCUCGUCUAUGGUAUACUAAAAACAAGAAAAAAAUUCGAAGCCCUGCGUACCUUUACGCUAGAGAGCGGACAGCAAGAAAUAGAACGCCAGAACCAACUCAAGAAAGCAGCAUCGUCAAAUGAUGGACUUACCGGUUCCGCGUCUCAGUCCAUGGAAGAUCUACGAAGGUCUAGUGGUGCACGAUCUCCAUUGACUCACAUUCCCGAAGAGAACAGUCCGUUCGCUAUUGGGGGUGACGAUUCUGAUGACGAUGGCGAUAUACCGACGACUCCGUCGCAAUCUUCUCCCUCUCUACGAACCUCACGUGCUCCCUCAAUCUCGUCUUCUCUUGACGACAGCGUGCCGUUACAGGUCAGGGGCAUGUCUGAAAAGGCUCGAGGAAAGAUGCCGGCUGGACAAAUGGGCUUUUCUCGACAGAACAGUUUGACCAGUCUAAGUAGUUAUUCAGCUGCAAUCCAUUCUACGCCAGCGAUGUUCACUCCAACAGCUGCAUGGAUUGAAUCAUGGGUUGUGGAACUCCCAUUACAUACAGUUCUCACCAUCAUCUCCUCAAUACUACCUCACAUACCCGACGCCGCUUUACAAUCAUCAACUAACCCUGAAGCAAGAACCCUGAUUAACAACCUCCCCACCUUUGCCGAAGAGCCCAACAUACGCGCUCUACUGACAGAUCCAUCGCCCAUCAAAGUCCACUCAUUUGAAUGGUCCGCGCUCGCGUUGGGCUGGUACGAGUCUCUUCUAUGGGGCUUCAUCUUCUCCAGCGAAAUGCUCGUCGGGUCUGCAAGCAAUUCCACCCCAGGCUCAGUAGGCGUCUGGAAUGGAACGGGUAUAAAGCUCUUCAAAGUCCAGGAAACAGCAGCUCAGGGCCCGUCACUGCUGGCUCCAAAGGGCGCCGUUGAUGCUGUGGGAAGCAACCUGGUUAACCGAAUAGGUAAUCUGAGGCUUCCGGGACGGAAUAGCAAUACGCAAGAUAAUCCGAAUAGUGUUCGUUCGCCGACGACGCGGGAGAUUUGA